AUGAGCAUUUCAGAAGCGCGAGAAGCUUCUUAUGUGCGGUUGUUUCAGCCUUCGGUAGCUCGUGCGAUUGCCGCUCAACUUAUCCAAGCCGUGGCUUACAUGCAUACUCGUGGCAUCGUUCAUGCGGAUCUUCAUGAGGCCAACAUCCUUGUUCGUUUACCCCAUUCCAUUGACAACCUUGCUCCAGACCAGCUCUACGAGAAGUAUGGGCAGCCUAAGCUCGAGCAAAUAACGCGGUUGGACGGACAACCUCUGGAUCAGUGGGUGCCUACUCAUGGUGUCGUACCAAUAUGGUUUGGAGAUGCCUGCGAAACUGUUUCGCUCGCCGACUCGCAUAUCUUCUUAAGCGACUUCGGCGAAUCCUCCCAGCCAGCAGUUGAUGUACCACAAUCUUCUCACACACCCUUGAUACUGAGAUCUCCAGAGAUACUCUUAGAGCCAAUGUCACAGGUUUCGUUUCCUGCUGAGAUCUGGAGUCUUGCGUGCGCGGUCUUCGCCAUCAUGGGUCAGCGGCCCCUGUUCGAUACCUGGUUCCCUAGUAGAGAUCGAAUUCUUGAAGAACACGUUGACACAUUGGGUUGUUUGCCUAAAGAGUGGUGGGCAAGUUGGUCGAAUCGCAACGAAAGUUUUGAUGAUCAACUCCAAAGAGUUGAUGGAUCACCGCGUCGGCUGCUGGAAGAUCGGUUGGAGAACUCAACACAGGAGCCACGAAAAGAAUCUGGAAUGAUAGAGAUGGACGAGGAAGAGAAGAAAGCCUUCCUUUCACUCUUGAGAUCGAUGUUAUCAUUCAGGCCAAACGACCGACCUUCAGCGCAACAGGUGCUCGAGUCCAACUGGAUGCAGAAAUGGGCUAAACCAGCGUUUGAGUUGAUGGAGGACAUUCCCAAUCCUUAG
Molecule: messenger RNA, 894 nt
Organism: Dothidotthia symphoricarpi CBS 119687
Lineage: Eukaryota; Fungi; Ascomycota; Dothideomycetes; Pleosporales; Dothidotthiaceae
Product: kinase-like protein
Exons: 2
Coding region: 1-894 (297 amino acids)
Biological process (GO): protein phosphorylation; intracellular signal transduction
Cellular component (GO): nucleus; cytoplasm
Molecular function (GO): protein serine/threonine kinase activity; ATP binding
Source: RefSeq, a predicted model, not a curated record